Molecule: messenger RNA, 690 nt
Organism: Cladophialophora carrionii CBS 160.54
Lineage: Eukaryota; Fungi; Ascomycota; Eurotiomycetes; Chaetothyriales; Herpotrichiellaceae
Exons: 2
Coding region: 1-690 (229 amino acids)
Source: RefSeq, a predicted model, not a curated record
AUGUCUGGCACUGCCAGCCAUGAAAGCCACCUUCUGUCACGCGCUGCACCACCAGCAACAAAGCACCUUUCCGACAAAGUCCACGGCAUCCUGAUGGGCGUCACGGUCAUCCUGAUUUUCCCCUUCGGCUCGAUCUGCUGGAGACUGCUCGACGGCGUGGUCAGUGGAAAAACGCUUCUCAGAAUCCACGUCUGCUGCCAGGUCUUGGGGCUGGGAAUGCUUGUCUCCGGAUUCGGCGUCGGGGUCUGGGUCUGUAUCAUUCACAACUCGGUGUACAAUGACGAAUGGGGCCAUGGGAUUCUCGGCACCAUCGUCACGGCUCUAUUCUUGCUCCAACCUGUUCUCGGCCAGUGGCAUCACAUCCUGUACAAGCGCGGCAGAUCGCAGGGUCGCACGUUCAACCCUUGGUUCCGGACAUCCCAUGUCUGGCUUGGACGACUGUUGAUGGUCGCGGCCAUUGUGAACGGCGCCACGGGCAUCGUCUUGGCCAAUAACACUCCGGGCGGAGAGAAGGGUUACAGCGCUGCGGCUGGGGUGGUCGGCUUGAUUUAUAUCGUGAUCCUGUCGCUCUGGUACUGGAACAGAAGCAAGCAGGAUGCUGGUGAGGCUCGUCGUGACCAUGACCAUGACGUGCUGGCAGGACAUGUGGAAGAUAAAAGCGGCACUGCUGUGGCAGUGGGACAGGUAUAA